Zootoca vivipara (common lizard) is the source of this 5228-nucleotide messenger RNA. RefSeq names its product toll like receptor 5 (gene TLR5). The record is from RefSeq and is a predicted model, not a curated record. Gene Ontology annotation, biological process: inflammatory response; toll-like receptor signaling pathway; immune response. NCBI's taxonomy places the organism in Eukaryota, Metazoa, Chordata, Lepidosauria, Squamata, Lacertidae. Gene Ontology annotation, cellular component: plasma membrane. Gene Ontology annotation, molecular function: transmembrane signaling receptor activity; protein binding.
UGCCUUGUGCAAACCCACAGAGGGGGGGGGGGCGCUUUCUCUUCCUGCUACGACAACUAUAAGCUCUCAGGGAGAAGGGCCCGGAAAGCGGCCGCGCAGUCCGAGCAACAGCGACAAGGCUCCCGGGCAGGAAAAGAGCGUCUUCUCUGCUAAAAGAAAAAAGAAAAAGAGUCCCCUACAGGCUCGGAAAACAGGCGCCUUUCCUAUUUCUACACUCCCAGUUUGCUGAGCGGCGGAAGAAUUAAGGAGGCGGAGAUUCGAGGAAGAGGGCGGUGCCUCUGCCCAGCAUUGGCCCUGUGGCGAAAGACGGGGCUGAAUGCAGCAAGCGCACGUAGCUAGUCCUCAGGAGGGUCGAGGAGGAACGACGGUGCCUGGAGAGUUAGGCGCACAGGCACCGUUUGGUCGCUCCUCUGAGGGGGCGCGCGGCUUUUGCCACCCUCUUGGGCGGAACCAGUUGGCCACGGAACUGGGGGGUGGGGGGUGGGGGUGGAGAAGCUCUACAUUGUUCGUUAGGGAGGAGGGGUCUCCGCCUAGGCAACCCCUUGCGCUGUGGUCGCGUCGGGUGCCUGCUUUGCAUCCAGGUGCGUCCAGGUAGGGCAGCGCGAGGCACCUGUUCCGUCGGACUCCUCGCUGGUCCUCGAAGGACAAGAGCACAAUGCUUCAUGGUCACCUACUAUUUCUCAUUGGACUGACAUUUGCAUACAGAGAAAUGAAUGCAGAUCCUCGGUGUGCCGUAACAGGCAGGCUUGUGAACUACGACUGGUGCAACUUCACAGAGGUUCCCCCUCUGCCUGAAAACAUUGCUUUACUAUCCCUAAAUUUCAAUUUCAUCCAGCAAGUGAAUGCCACAUCCUUCCCACUGCUGGAGACAUUGUUAGUUCUGUCACUUGGAAGCCAGCUGGUCUCUCCUGUCACAGUAGGAAAAAAUGCUUUUAGGAAUUUGCCAAACCUUCUGCAACUGGAUUUAGCUUACAAUAAAAUGAUUGUGCUGGAUCCACAGGCUUUCAGGGGGCUGGGGAAGUUAAGUAACCUUCUGCUAUACUAUAAUGAUCUUAACGAAACCAUUCUGGAAAAGGAUUACUUUAAAGAUUUGGUCUCUCUGGAAUAUCUGCACCUUGCAUUCAAUAAGAUCACGAGGAUUCGCCCUCACCCUUCAUUGCGCAACAUGCACAAGUUAAUGAUUCUGGACUUGAAAUUAAACCGCAUUGAGACCAUAUGUGAGGGAGACCUCUACAGCUUUCAAGGAAAAGCUUUCACAUUGUUGAAUCUUAAUUCUAAUGGUUUGUUUAAAGGAGAUUCUCAAGACUGGGCAACUUGUGGCAAUCCUUUCAAAAACAUAGUCUUCAAUACACUGGAUGUUGGUAGCAAUGGCUGGGAUGUAAGAACAACCCAGCAAUUCUGUGCAGCUAUUCAGGGAACACCACUUGUGGGUUUGAAGAUAUCGCCUCACACCAUGGGCUCAUCGUUUGGCUUUAAUAACAUGCCAGACCCAAACAACAAUACAUUUGCAGGUUUGGCCCAGAGUGGCCUUCGCCUGCUUAAUAUUUCACAUGGCUUUAUCUUUUCUCUUCAGCCAGGUGUAUUUCAAUAUCUUGGUGAUCUGGAAUUGCUGGAUCUCAACUCAAAUAAAAUAAAUAAAAUUCAAAAAGGAGCAUUCUUUGGUCUCCGGCGCCUACAACUCCUAGACCUGUCAUACAAUCUGCUCGGAGAACUCUUUGAUGACACUUUUGACGGUCUUCAAAAUGUGCAUACUAUAGCUCUGCAACACAAUCAUAUUGGGGUGAUCGAUAGGGCUCCAUUUAAAGGCUUGCCAAGCCUUCACACUGUGAACCUCAGCGACAAUGCCCUAAAAGUAAUCUUAACACUCCCAAGUCUCAGCUAUGCUUUUUUAGGUGGCAACCGGAUACAGUCUGGAGACUACAGUAAAAUAGUGGCUAUAAAUUCAACAUAUGUUGACAUGGGAGGAAACAGGAUGGACAAUCUGGGAGACCUCUAUGAACUUCUCCGAUAUCCAGUUCCACAGUAUAUUUUGUUAAGAAAUAACCGCUUCUCCUAUUGCUACAGGUACAAUGAUAUAGCAGAAGACAACCAGUUGCUCUACUUGGAUCUUGGAGACAAUAUGUUGAAGCUUGUGUGGGAGAGAAGCUUGUGCUUGGAUGUGUUCAAGGCGUUGUCCAAGCUUCAGGUCCUGCAUCUCAAUAAUAACUAUCUUAGUUUCCUUCCAGAGGGCAUCUUUGAUGGCCUGGUAUCACUGGUUAGGCUUAACUUGGCUUCAAACCUCUUAACUUACAUUUCUCACAGUGCCUUUCCUGUGAGCCUCAAGAACCUUGACUUAUCCUCGAACCAGCUGCUUUAUCCAGAUCCUCAGCUCUUUGCAACUCUGGACAAUCUGGAUAUCACCUAUAACAGAUUUUACUGUAAUUGCUUCUUAAGCGACCUAAUUGUGUGGCUGAACCAAACCAAUGUCACCUUAGCUGGGUCACCAGAUGAAAGGUUUUGUUUUGGACCCCCUGAUCUUGCUGGCAAAACCCUUCAUGAGUUUAAUGUUGAUGAUUGCAAUGAAGAUAAGAUAUUGGAGCCUCUGCAGUUGUCGCUCUUCAUUUUUACCACCGUUGCUGUGACCCUGUUCUUAACGGCGGUGAUUGUUUUUGCUCGCUUUAGAGGAACUUGCUUCAUUUGGUAUAAGACUGUGGCAAGAGUAUUCUUGAAGGAGCAACAGCCAGCGUUGCAGGAAGAGAUCUAUAGAUACGAUGCCUACAUGUGCUACAGCAGCAAGGAUUUUGAGUGGGUCCAAAACUCCUUGAUAAGGCACCUAGACCUCCAGUAUUCUGAUAAAAACAAAUUUGCUCUCUGCUUUGAAGAGCGAGAUUUCUUGCCAGGAGAGGAUCAUAUCAGCAACAUUCGUGAUGCCAUUUGGAACUGUAGGAAAACGAUUUGCAUUGUGACGAAACAGUUUCUCAAGGAUGGCUGGUGCGUCGAAGCUUUCAAUUUUGCUCAGAGUCGGUAUUUUUGUGACCUGAAAGACGUCCUCAUAAUGGUGGUGGCUGGAUCGCUUUCCCAGUAUCAGCUUAUGAAGUAUCAACCAGUCAGAGUGUUUUUGCAAAGGGGUCAAUACUUGAGGUGGCCCGAAGACCCCCAAGAUGUGGAGUGGUUUCUAAAUGCACUUUCUCACCAAAUGCUGAAGAAGAAGGAAGUGAAAAAGAAACAGAAGAAGAAGAAGAAGAAGAAACUCAAGAGGAGGAAAUCAAAGACAUUGGAAAUGAAUGUUAUUACCAUCUCUUAGUUGGCAAUUCUAACUACCAGGCCAUUGAAAUGGCCGCAUGCAGUUCCUUAAACACACUGAGCCCUAAUCUCUCUACAUGAGCGAGGCAAAUCCUGCACUGGGAAGGCUGUGUGAGCACUCUGGAGAUCUUCAUGCCAUUUCCUCCUUCACUGCCAAGACUUUCCAAAGAUCAGUAUGUUGCACCUGAUGGAAUCUUGCACAUACCAGACUGAAAUUGAAGGAAGUUUGCAUGUUUAUAGUAACAAUUAUGUGAGCUCCAACUAUGUAAGCUUUUGUUGGUUGAAGGAUUGUUAACCAUAGAAUUGCUUAGUUAAAGGGGAGGGGGAAUCCACUACUUUGCCCAUUGACCUGAAAACAUAUUGCCAAUUGCACUACUGCCUUAGAGCACAGUGAAGUUCUCAAAGCUCUUUCCCGACUAGCUGUUCACAUCAGCACAGCUUAAUUAGGGUCCAAUCCAUUUCUGUUUGUGUACACACCAGUGGGCAUUCAUGGAACGAGGAUGUCUUUACCCUAAAAAAAAAAGGUGUUCACACCUUGGCUGGAGACGAAUUAGAAAUGGCUCAGGGACUCCAAUCACUGUGAAGCUGGUUUGGGAAACGAUGCAUCAAACCAUAGUAUCUUAUAACAAAAGUAUGGUAUAUGUAUGCAUGUUGGAUAACAUGAAUAUGUAUUAAAAACCUGGCACUGAAAAGCAGUGUGAGUGCACAGCCUUAAACUGAAACAUGAGAUAGCUUUUCAUUGUGACCUUUUCAUAUCUUAACAGAGGUGGUUACUCCUGCCUAUCUCCUGUACAAUAUCAGUAUUGAGUCAGUGAAAGAUGGUGGCCUCUUUGGUCUUUCAUUGCCCAUCAAAUGCGCAAGGCGCAGACACCUCCAGUGGGAAAGUGGCAUUGUGAUGGCAAACUCCGCUCCUCACCUAUCUAUGUUCAUUACAAUGUCCAUAGGGAACACACACACCCGAGACACACUGUGGAAUUCAUCUUGGACGAAUCAGGGCUGGAGCCUAGCCUGCUCUGCCCCACACUGAUGUUUGUCAUGUGUGGGGGAAAGCAACUAACAACUCUAUAUUAGAACUAUUUUUAUAUGUCAACUACCUCAAGGUUUGAACUGGUUUAGAAACCAAGUUCAGCACCUCUUUUAUUAUAUAGUGUACAUAAUACAGAUUAAAACAUAGUGACCAUUACAAAUUCCAGUGCCUGCCUGAAUGUAUUUCAAACAAACUACCUCAGAGCUUGAAGGACUGCACAGCAGGCAGAGGGACCCUGUGGCCUUCCAGAUGUUGUUUGACUGCAGUCGCUGACUAUUGGCUGUGCAGGCUGGAGCUGAUGAGAGUCCGGCAACAUCUGUAGGGUCACAGGUUCUUCGCCCCUCAUGCGUACAGAAAGGGAAAAUUCAAGCAAUGUCCUUUGUCCUAAAGACAUCAGGUUAUUGUACAUGUGCUUGAAUGAAUUUAAAUGUUUAGGUUUUUUGGUUCAAGGCAGAAAACUUGGGACUGCUGCUUAAUGUGAAGUUCUGAAAUCUUAAGUGCAUAACUGAGUUUAAUGACUUCCGGAGGUGCUGUGCAUCUAUAGCUGGUAUUAGUUAUGCGAUUCACAGAUGUUCAUUACCAGCUCGAAAGGGAAUGGGAACUCAGGCUAUCAGUCUUCAUUUAGUUUCUAUGAGAACAAAGGCUUGUCGCGCAGUGGCACCAGUUAUUUGGAACACCGUUCCUGUUGAAAUGAAGCUAGCGCCCUAUGACUCUUGAUAUUCCAUCGCCUGCUGAAAACCUUUUGAAGAGAGCUAAUAACAUUCGCUGUUGGUAAUUUGUUUUUGUAUUUUAUGAUCUUGCAAUUUUAUGAUGGUUUAUUGAUUUUAUGGUACACCUCCCUUAUAUGUGGUUUUAAUGAGCUGCUGGCUUAGGAAUGUUAUUGGAAGUAAAUAAAAUGGAAUAAAUCAGUCUUGCCUGA